CAUGCUUUAAAAAAAAAACCCGUGGUAGAAAAAGAUUUAAAAGCAGAGGGGAAACGCAGGACAGCAGAACAUGGACGACUGGCGAGUUUUCCCAAAAGCAAGUUAGCGCACAUUGGACUGUGAGGCUGGAUGUGUGAUCAUGGAGGCUGAUGAUGCGGUUGCACAUGGCCACAGUAAUCAGGCAGUUAACGCUAAUGUGUGUCCCGCGGAGUCUACAGAUGAGAGGUUCAAUGAGAACAUAGAUGUGGAUGAAGACGGUUUGUUCAAACACUCCACCACUCUGACUAACAAGCAGCGUGGGAACGAGGUCACAGUACGCCCGGCAACUUUAGACGCUCUGUCCAUACACCAGCUGGCAGCUCAAGGCGAGGUUUCACAAGCGGCUGCACACCUGAGUAAAGACAGCUCACUGCUCAUCAAACAGGAUGAACGGGGCUUUACCCCUCUCAUGUGGGCGGCAGCGUUUGGAGAGAAAGCCAUGGUGGAUUUUCUCUUAGAAAAGGGUGCAGACCCCAAAACCAUUGCAAGGGAGCGAGAGAGUGCCCUGACACUGGCUAGCUCUGGAGGUUAUGUGGACAUUGUUGAGUCUCUUCUCAGACAUGGAGCAGACAUUAACACUUAUGACUGGAAUGGUGGAACACCUCUUCUUUAUGCUGUGCGGGGGAACCACAUCAAAUGUGUAGAGGCACUUUUAGCCAAAGGAGCAGACAUGACAAUUGAAUCAGACUCUGGGUACAGUCCAAUGGCCCUGGCCGUUGCCCUUGGACACAAGAAGAUUCAGAAAGUGUUGGAGGACCAUAUUCUGAAGCUCUACAAGCCAACCACACCCCCAACAUGACACAAGGACAGGGUGACACAGAUGAUCUCACAUCUACAACCAGCUAAUGUUGGUGAUGAAACAGCUGAGACCUCUGUCACAAUUACAGAAUAGAUUAAUACACAUGCAGAGACAUUUACACUGAGCAAACUGCAUUUGUUAAUUUAUAAACUGUUUAUUCCAUUUGUAUGCAUUACCCUAUACACACCAGAAUUAUUUUGUUUGGUGGGAAGGCUG
This is a messenger RNA of Monopterus albus (swamp eel), 1054 nucleotides long. RefSeq names its product regulatory factor X-associated ankyrin-containing protein (gene rfxank). Gene Ontology annotation, molecular function: protein binding. The transcript has 10 exons. Gene Ontology annotation, cellular component: nucleus. Gene Ontology annotation, biological process: positive regulation of transcription by RNA polymerase II. NCBI's taxonomy places the organism in Eukaryota, Metazoa, Chordata, Actinopteri, Synbranchiformes, Synbranchidae. Bases 140 to 838 code for a protein of 232 amino acids. The record is from RefSeq and is a predicted model, not a curated record.